AUGGAAGCCUCGCUUGUCAAGCUCGCCGAAGCUAUCUCUAGACUGCCAGAUGGCCGCUUAGCUGGUGCGCGGACAGGGCCACUCGGACAACAUCUCUGGGCCUCCCUCGACAACACCGGCACACCACGAUAUCCCGAGGAUGAAGAGGGUCCAUACAAAGCCUUCAAUAUUGGAUGGGAACGCGCGUUUCGCAUUCCUCCAGGCCGUGAUUGCUCAUCACUCUUCCCUCUUGUUUGCCAAGGGAAGUAUGGGUUGAUUUUGGCUCAUAACUGGGCCAAGCAUUACGCAUCGUUGGUCCAAGACAUGGAUGUGAAGAUGAUCCAGCUUCGCGUAGAUCAGCUUCUUGAUUUGAUUAGUGCUGCUUUGAAAGCGCACAUAUCAGACGUCUCAGAGAACCACAAUCUGGGACACAGCAAAGACAGCGUCUUGCAGGAAGAUGGAGAUGCGACCGAAGCUGAGCUUCCAACCGGUGAAAGCAAGAAGCGCAAGAAGAAGGAUUCCGGGCAGGAGACUCACAAGGUCAUUAAUUUAGACGCACACGAACCCGCAACCGCUUCCCAAACCACCAAAAAACAGCGUAAAAAGCACCGCACCAAGUCCCCGGACGCGUCAAAUGAUGACACAUCGAACGAGACGACACAGGCGCCAGCUAAAAAAGCACCAGCUAAAAAGAAGGCAGCUAAAAAGAAGACGGUUGUGGUGGACUCCUCCAGCUCGGACAAGCAACAAACUUACUUGGGCACUGUCCAAUAUCUCACUAAGGAAGCCAAGUCGGUGCAGAAGGGCGAGAAACGAGUGUGGAAGGUUUUCUGUCGGUAUUGCAACAAGUAUCGCACAACACUGCGCACCAAGGGUGUCCAGAGCUUUGCUGAUGAGACCCUUCCGCUCUCAACUCCCAGCAACUGGAUCUCACAUGCUCUGGAAUGCACGCGACACCCGGUUAAUCAAUCCUUCGAGACUUUUCAGUCAAUCGCUCGCAACAGCGGCACUAUGCCAGCUUCGGAUGUCACCGCAAGCGACCAGACAAACAAGAUCAUGACCGCGUUUCUUCAGCGAGGCCGUGAGCAGCCUGAAAGCCAGUCAAAGGCCAAGGUCACGAAGCCUGGCUAUCGCGAGCGUGUCGUUGUUGCUGCUGUCACUGACGACAUGGUCUAUUCUUUCACCGAGAAGCCCGGCAUGCAGCGCUUACUUGAAUACAUACUUCCUGAGAAUAUUCCGGCCACAAUCUCUCAUCAAACUAUCAGCCGUGAUGUCGAAUCGCUUCAUAAAGCCUUGGCGAAAAAAUUACAUCUCAUGCUGCAGGAAAACGAUUCACAAAUCAGCAUUGCUUCCGACAUUGUGACAACACGGGGAAUGGUCCAUUCAUUUUGCGGUAUUGUUGUGUCCUUCAUCGAUAAGGACUGGGUCCGCCACGAAUAUGUACUGGAUCUGAUCCCACUCAAUGGCGAUCAUUCGGGGAAGACCGUCGGCCGACUAAUCUACAAACACCUUCACCGUGCCGGGAUUGUGACCAAAAUGAUUGCUUCCGCGGCCAACAAUGCGUCAAGCAACGGUCCCAUGAACGAGGAAGUUGUUCGUCGUUGCUGCAAGGCCCUUCCGGAUUUUACCAUGUCCUUGGAGACCCGGAAUUUCCAGAUCGGAUGUGGGGGUCACGUAACAAACCUUGUUGCUCAAAAAAUCGACUCCGUUCUUGGACUCUGUGUGGCCCCCGAGGUCGAAGAUCUCUAUGAUGAGAUCCGUUCCGAACCACUCUUCUACGACAUUGAACAGGAUCCAGUAGCUCUCGAGGAACAGCGAGUGAUGGAGCAGGAGACUAUGGCGGGGGUUGAUCCGGAUGAGUGCGAUAGCGAGGAUGAGCAGAUCGAGUUAGAGGAUGAGUCUACAUCUGAGCUCGAAAGCGAAGAGGAAUGGGAGGAUGAGGAGAACGGGACUAUUCAUUCAGCAGCCGUUUACAUUCUCUGUUCGGAAAUUCGACGCAAAAAAGACCGUAGAUUCAUCCGUCGAAAGGUACAACGGAAGUACCGACACCUUGUAUUUGUUCGAAGCAUGCGGGUUCGCUGGAACACCCGUUUGGCUGAGCUCCGGCGGGCUUACCUGCUUCGAGCGGUGUUUGAUUAUUUCGUGGAGCGCAUGGGUGAUGGCUUCACUGGAAAGGCACUCGCGGCAGCCCAACGCAAAAUCAAGAAGUGGAGAAUGGACUUGUAG
Molecule: messenger RNA, 2205 nt
Organism: Mycena citricolor
Lineage: Eukaryota; Fungi; Basidiomycota; Agaricomycetes; Agaricales; Mycenaceae
Source: the annotation of a GenBank genome assembly